This is a messenger RNA of Medioppia subpectinata, 1066 nucleotides long. The record is from the annotation of a GenBank genome assembly. Lineage: Eukaryota; Metazoa; Arthropoda; Arachnida; Sarcoptiformes; Oppiidae.
UACUAUUUAACAAAUAUUAAAAUCACACAAAUUUUAUUCAAUAGUAUAUUUUAUUGCCUUUAUUACACUAAUACGGCAAACAUAUGGCAGCCACAUAUGCCCACCACGUUCAGCCAUUAAACCACCAUGCUACUUUGAGACACCUGGCGAUGCCUGUAUAGUGUACUGCACGGGCACCACCAUGAUCAACUUAACCGACAUUUUCCUUGACCUGAGCCACAAACUCGGAAAUCAAUCAAAACAUUUCUCGCAGCUCGAGGUCUACAAUCAGGCCAUCACUGAAUUGCCCGCUGGUGUGUUUGCCGACAUACAGUUUGACACAAUACAUGUGGACAACGCCCGUAGUCUACGACACAUACAUAAGGACGCGUUCUCCGGGCCCACACGUGACACUAUAACAUCAGUACAGAUAAGUCAUACGCCUAUUAGCGAUGCUAAGGGCGAGUAUGACUUAUUCGCUGCCAUACGGACGCUGAAAGGGUUGACUGAUUUAGAGCUAUGGGAGUCGGAGCUGACCGAAGUGCCCGACGGGGCGGUUCAGUCAUUGCCCAAAUUGGCUACAAUUUUUAUCGGUGACGGUAACCUUCAACGUUUGGGCAAACAUGCGUUCGCAGACUUGCCCUCAUUGACCGGUUUAUGGCUCGGGUUUAAUAGCAUAGCUGAUGUGUCGGCCGAAGCGUUCGCUGUGGGCCCGACACCCGGCGCUAAUGAUGAGAAACAUGAAGAUAAAAUGUAUUUUAAAUUACCUAGCUUAAUUGGCUCGUGGUUAGGGUUAAGCAAAACACCCGUGGAGUUCAAAGCAAGCGAUAAGAAACUUGAUAUACAUCUGGAAAAUAAUAAGUUGUCGACACAUGUGUUGGUGAAGGAGGCGCUGACGAGUAUUAAACGACCCGUCAAUCUCUACGUAUACUAUAAUGAGUUUGAGUUCUUGAAUGAGACGGUGUUUGAGUCGUUUUUGGCUCAAAACCCGUUGAAUACAAUAUACUCGGACACCGACUGUAAGGACAGCCGUAAUGAUUGGUUGCGACAAAAGUAUGAAAAGCAGUGGUCCGACGAUAAUUGUUAA